Molecule: messenger RNA, 1590 nt
Organism: Aphanomyces invadans
Lineage: Eukaryota; Oomycota; Saprolegniomycetes; Saprolegniales; Verrucalvaceae
Exons: 2
Coding region: 75-725 (216 amino acids)
Source: RefSeq, a predicted model, not a curated record
ACGAAGGCAGAGUGGCCGGUGGUAGGUGGCACCGCUGAUCCUCGGUUCGCAUCGCAGAGCUCAUUCCCGCACACAUGGCAUCCAACGCGUCCAGCCCAGUGUGCACGACGCUAUCGACGUGCCUGGCCUACGGCAAAGUCUCGUGCGACCGCGGCACGCAGGAGUGCCCGCCGUGCAUUUACAUCGACGCCAAGGGACGCCACCUGUGCUAUGCGCGCAUCACGGGCACGGCGCUGUGCCCGUUUGUGAACACGACGGCAGACUGCAGCGCGUCCAACGACACGGCGCCGGUGCCGAUCCUGGUCAACAAGACGACGACUCCAGGCUGGACAACCACGAUCGCACCGAAUGCAACGAUCGAUGACGCAUCGUCCGACCACCUCACCCCGCUCGACACUGGUCUCAUCGUGGCGGUGGUCGUCCUCGCCCUCGCCCUCGGCAUCACGAUCGUGGUGUUCAUCUCGAAGCAUCGGUAUCGACCUGGCGUGCCGUACGUCCCCAAGGGGAACCAGUUUCGUGGCCGCGACGUUGUGCACGUCAACCAUCCAGCGCUCCAGAGCAACCAGCACAACUUUCGAUCGCAGCCAGGGUCGACGCACGACUGCUUAAUGUCGCUCAACCCGAUGCACACCCCCGUGUUGGGCGAGCCCACGACGCUGUCCGCAUGCUAUUCGCACGAGUCACCCGUGUGGCGGAUGAGCACGUCAUCCAACAUCAUGACCUAACUUAACAAAUUCCACAACGUACUAAAAUACAUCCGACGACCGAACGACCGAGUCAUCUCUCGGCGGCUCCAUGAUGUGGCAAAACGACUCGGAUCGCCCGGACUCGAGGCUGCUCUGUGUGUCCAAAUACGCUUCCGACAUGGCAACCAGCGUCUUGGUCAUGGCUGCCGCCGUCACGUGGUCGGGCAUGUGGUGAUGGCUGAAUGACGAUGGCCUGAUACAGGGUGGCGACGAACAAACCGUCUUGACAAAUUGCAUUGGAGUCGACGGGCGCCGCGGCGGAUUUUGUGCGUGGGUCGAGCGGAUGUGCAGGAUCCCAGCAACCGCGAUCGCUGCAGUGAGCACGAGCACAGUCACGAAGAACCCAAUGCUGAGACUAUUCCACGACGACGACGAUGGCGACGACGAGGUAUCGAGGGAGACGGUCGAGUCUGGCGACUGUUGGGACGGCAGGGAGUGGUUCGUGGCGCUCGAAAAGGUUUUAUUUCGGAGCGGCGGAAGAGUCCGCGCCGUUCCACCGCUGCAGUCGGCGGUGGUGUUGACAAACGGGCACAAGGCAGUACCAGCAACUUUAUCAAAACACAGCGUCUGGCCCUUCGCGUCGACGUACAUGCAUGGCGGACAUUCCUGCGUGCUGACGUCGCACACCAUCCUUCCAUACGCCAAACAUGCCUUCAAUGAAGUGCAGAGCGGCGGAGUGGAGACAUCUGCAGUGGACGCCGCGUGCGCGACAAGCGCCACGGCUGCGGCGAUCACCAAGGACGCGACAAAUCGGAUCAUGGUUACACCAAGAUCGAGUGUGGCGGGGACGAGAUUACGGCGAAUGGAGCUGUUGGUGUCGGCUUGAUGGGUGGGGAGAGAUGCG